ACACACACACACACACACACACACAGAUGUCUAACCCAGCAAAGACCUCCUACAUCCUCAUUCCCAGUCCCACCCCUGUUAUUCACCACUGCAAGGCAGCAGAACCCUCAACAGACACCGCACGUAUCUCCUCUCUCCGACCUGGCGGCCCCCCCUCCUGGAGUGCGUGGACGGACAAACGGGCAAAAACAUUUCAAUAUAAUGUGGAACUUGGGCUUUGGUGGAAGAUCUGUACACAUGUAAAACACCACGCAGGAGAUAGAGGGAAGUAAACAGGAGUGGGAAGAUAAAAGGAAGACAAACAAGGAGAUUGGAAAAAGCUUCACAUACAACAAGCUGGACUUUCAACAACAACAGACCCCGGUGAUGAUAGUGAUGAUUUUGAUCAUGUGCAUGUUCGUGGUAAUAAAGACGGCAGCAACGUCGGCGCGCGCCCCUGAGUUGGACAUAAAGCCUGGAGUGGAGACCGACGUGGCCAAACACACCGAGCACUGGUGCCCAGAGAUGCGCUUUGGGGUCACAGAGAAUCUCCCCAGCACCCAAUGCCUGAAAGUCACACAGACGCCGAUCACGGUGAUUUCCCCGGGCAUGUUUACCAGCAUGCAGGAUCUCAGGAUACUCCACAUAUCGAGGAACGACAACCUCGAGAACAUCACCGAAUUUGCCUUUGCCAAACACCCUCGACUCACAGAAAUCCACAUCUCUGACAACGUUGCGUUGAAGAGAAUCGAGGCAUUUGCCUUCUCUGAUCUCCCUGAACUCACCGAGAUACAGAUAACCCAGUCAAAGCCCCUGACACACAUCCACCAAGAUGCAUUCAAGAACAUCGUGAAACUGAAGUUUCUGACGAUCUCCGGCACUGGGCUGACAACGUUUCCAAACUUGAGUGAGAUCCACUCCACAGAAAAAGAAUUUCAAUUCCACUUCACGGAGAACAUCCAAAUAAGGCUCGUUCCGGCCAAUGCCUUCCGAGGCCUCUGCAAUCAAACUAUCAGCGAGAUACGGCUCACCAGAAAUGGCAUCAGGGAGGUGGCAAGUGACGCCUUCAACGGCACGAAGAUGCACAGAUUAUACCUAAAAGGAAACAAACAGCUUACUGACAUCAAUCCCAACGCCUUUGUGGGUUGCGGUGGUUUGUCGUUACUGGACAUUUCCCAGACAGCCCUCAGCUCCUUGCCGGACAACAUCCUCAGUGGACUCAAGACGCUGAUCGCUGAGUCCGCCGAUAAUCUGAAAAAACUUCCUCCUCCGCAGCGCUUUACCGAACUCAGCGAGGCCAACCUGACCUACCCGUCACACUGCUGCCCCUUCCAAAGCAUGAAGAGGAACGGAACGAGGUGGCACCCACUAUGCUCCCAGAUCCCUGAUAACCAUGAAGUGAACUUCCGAAAAGACUACUGCGUCAACUCAACCUCCAUCACCUGCAGACCAACCGCGGAUGAGUUUAACCCCUGCGAGGACAUCAUGACCACUGUCCCCUUACGGGUCCUCAUCUGGAUCAUCGCUGUCCUCGCACUGCUCGGGAACACGGCGGUACUUCUGGUCUUGUUAGGCAGCCGCUCCAAAUUGACUGUCCCGCGUUUCCUCAUGUGCCACUUGGCCUUUUCUGACCUCUGCAUGGGCAUCUACCUGGUAGUCAUAGCAACCGUGGACAUGCUCACCCGCGGCCAGUACUACAACGGUGCCAUAGACUGGCAGACGGGCGUUGGCUGCAGUGCCGCAGGCUUCUUUACGGUGUUUGCCAGUGAGCUGUCGGUGUUCACGUUGACAGCGAUCACGCUGGAGCGCUGGCACACCAUCACGCACGCUAUGCGGCUCGACCGCAAGCUUCGACUGAGACACGCAUGCAUCGUCAUGACGGCGGGCUGGAUCUUCUCCUCCAUCGCCGCUCUGCUGCCCACGGUCGGCGUCAGCAGCUACGGCAAGGUGAGUAUCUGCCUGCCCAUGGACGUGGAGUCCCUGGAGGCUCAGGUCUACGUGGUGUCCCUCCUGAUCCUCAACAUCGUGGCCUUCUUCUGUGUGUGCGGCUGCUACCUCAGCAUCUACCUGACCGUCCGCAACCCCUCGUCUGCACCGGCGCACGCCGACACCCGUGUGGCCCAACGCAUGGCCGUCCUCAUCUUCACUGACUUUGUCUGCAUGGCUCCCAUCUCCUUCUUUGCUGUCUCAGCCGCCCUCAAGCUCCCUCUCAUCAGCGUCUCGGACGCCAAACUCCUGCUGGUCCUCUUCUACCCGAUCAACUCUUGCUCCAACCCCUUCCUGUACGCCUUCUUCACGCGCACCUUCAGGCGGGAUUUCUUUCUCCUGGCGGCUCGCUUCGGCCUGUUUAAAACGCGGGCGCAGAUUUACCGUACAGAGAGUUCCUCCUGUCAGCAGCCGGCAUGGACCUCUCCGAAGAGCAGCCACGUCAUGCUGUGCUCCUUGUCCAACGCUUUAAAUGGGAGACAGGAGUCCUGACUGUCAUUUGAAGAUUUGAAGAUGUAGACAGACGAAGGCUUUUUGCUUGAUUGUUUGAAGGGUCUUAUUUCUUUCCGCCCCGAAAGUCCUAGUCUUAAAAGAAAAUUCCUCGUGAGUCUAUUGGACAUAUUGAGAGAAUACAUUGCACCCUUAUUCAACAUUGCUCCAGAGGUGCACUUUUUUUCACGUGUAAAAAAUGGGGAGACACAGAACGGACUGCUAGAUCCUGAGGAUGACGGGCCAACUCACGCCAAUUUUGCAAGUUUUUACUUAUCUCCGAUGUGUUGUGUCUUACGCCAACAACCCCCGGCCCUGACCUCUGACCUGCAACCACACAGAGCACAAGAGUCCUCCUUAAACCAUGUAACCCACUGUAAAACUUUACUAUAUGUGCAGUGUGAUACAAAUAACUUGAAGGAAAGAUAAAGCUAUACAACAACUGCAGAUACUUUGACCAAAUAUAGGUCAAAUAGCUGUCCUAGAUUAUUCCUCGCUUUUGUUUUACACUGUUUGGAAUGCCAGAUGGGUUUGGGUGUCCUAUGUCAUAACAAUUAGAACUAGUAGUCAAAUUAGAAAGAGUAGAGUCGGGAGAGGAGGGUAAUUUUUGAUGAAUGAUAGCUCACUGCAAGGACGUGCUCAUUAAUAAACUCUGCAGUCCUCUUGCCUCCACAUGUCUCCUACACUUCAGUUUGUCUUGAAAUGAAAAACCUGUAUUUAUCUCCGUAUCUAAAUUAUGUUUAUCCUUUGUAAAUGAAAUGACUACCACGUCAACCCGUUUUUAUGUACAUCUGUGUGUUCAAGAAAAAUAAUUGUUAUGGUUGUCAAUGUCAAAUAUGAAUUUGCUUAUUAGAACCUGUGCCCUUGAAUAGCUUCAUUUCAUUUUAUGGCGAAUGUGAGUGCAUGAAGGAAACCUCACACACACACACAUCAAGACAAGCUGUCUUUAUCUAGAAAUGCUGUCCUUCACAGCAUCCACAGUUUUCAAGGACAAAGUGACCCGACCAACCUCAGCCCUGCGUGCCAGGGUGGCUGUUGGGCUGUGGGAGGGGAGGGGAGACUACACAGCUGCUCUCUCUGCUUAUUACAGACAGAUGGAUAUGGCAACUAGAUAAAGCACACACACACACACACACAGAAGCAAGCAGCCCAGAGUUUCAAGGCUGCAGCUGCAAGAAGGAAUCCGAGUCCAUCUCAUUGAUAUGGAUACACUGCCUCCUACAUGCCAACGUAGAAUGUGAGGGUGCAUUUAUACUUUUUAACCACCAGAUGGUGCUACUGAUGCCCGACUGUUGUCACCCCGAUAUCCAGGGAACUACAAACAAACAAUGGAUGGGGACACUAAAGCAGACCUAUGAAGGCGUUCAGCGUAAGGUCCAAUUAAUACAGAUACAAAUAUGUGGAAGUUUUAACGGAAUUAGAAAUUCCACUAUUCUCUUUAAGGGGGUGUCAUUUAUUUCAUGUCUCUGUAUAGACAAUAUAUAAAAUAUAAAUGUAUGUUUAUAUCAAAACAGAGACGUUUAACCAUCUCUAUUAUGAAAAGAGAACAGUUCCAUGCAAGGUUGUGUUAUUGUUCCUGUCUGUGAAUGAAUAAUGUUGUUUCCGAGACAUGCUGAUAAGAUUUAUAGCUCACAACUUGAAACGUCUGAACGACCCCCUUCUCCUAUCCUGCUCCCGCCGACAAUAUAGCACAUGUGGUGCUGACAAUCUAAGCAUUAAGGUCUUAAAACAAAGUACUAGGAAACAAUGGGACACAUUGGGGCCUAUAGAAUAAAACACUUGACACUUGCCAAGUUGUGCUUCUGUUGUUAAUCCUCAAAUGAUGCUUAACUGGAACAUCUUUGAGCAAUAAUAUUUGGGGCAUUCUUUUGACCUUCAUUUUUUGCAUUCAUCUCUUCACUGACAACUAUCUAAUAAAGAGUAAUAACACACAACAAGCAGAACGUUACCAUUAGCAGAGUUUUUUUUUCUUUUACUCUGUAUAAGAUUGUGUAUACGUGUGUUAACCUUGAUUAUAUUUUCCAAAAUCACAUUAAAAAUGAUUACAUCCCUC
Messenger RNA from Gasterosteus aculeatus aculeatus (three-spined stickleback), 4507 nucleotides. RefSeq names its product follicle stimulating hormone receptor (gene fshr). The record is from RefSeq and is a predicted model, not a curated record. NCBI's taxonomy places the organism in Eukaryota, Metazoa, Chordata, Actinopteri, Perciformes, Gasterosteidae. Gene Ontology annotation, biological process: follicle-stimulating hormone signaling pathway; hormone-mediated signaling pathway; adenylate cyclase-activating G protein-coupled receptor signaling pathway. Gene Ontology annotation, molecular function: protein binding; follicle-stimulating hormone receptor activity; luteinizing hormone receptor activity. Gene Ontology annotation, cellular component: plasma membrane.